AUGAACCGCUCUGAGGAGAACCGCAGCUCCUCCGCCUUCACCUCCACCCUGAGCCCCGCCGCGGACUCCUGCGUGGGGGUGGCCAUCCUCUCCGUGGUCCUGCUCUCAGUCCUGGGCAACGGGCUGGUUCUGCUUGUUUGUUACCGCAGGAGAAACAAGUUGGUGGGCUCGGAGCUGCUGUGCGUCAACCUGGCCCUGGCCGACUUCCUGGUCUGCAUCUGCUUCUACCCAUUCUCCAUCAUAUCCUCGUUCAGCCACAGCUGGCUGGGAGGAAACAUCACGUGUGUGUACUACGGUCUCGGCUGCUUCUUCUGCGGCCUGUGUGGCAUGUUCACGGUGGCAGCCAUCAGCGUCACACGCUACAUGAAGAUCUGCAACAGCUUGGUUUACGAUGUGUGGUUUGAAAACUCUAACAUCCGGCUGAUGUGCUAUGCCAUCUGGCUGGUGGCCGUGGUGUGGUCCGGCCUCCCUCUGUUCGGAUGGGGCGAGUACGUCCCCGAGCCGUACGGCCUGUCCUGCACCGUGGCCUGGAGGGGCUACCACUCCUCCACCAAGGACGCCUUCUACAUCAUCUGUACCUUCGCCGUCUUCACGCUGAUCCCCGUCGUCCUCAUCACGGUGUCUCAGUGUCUGAUCCUCGCCAAGCUUAACCGCUAUUCCUACUCUUUGUCUGCGAGGGGCAUCCGCACCAACAUGCAAGGCAUCGAAAAACGACUCUCCAUGAUGUUCUUCUGCGUCAGCCUGGGGUUUGUGGUUGCCUGGGCGCCAUACGCUAUUGUGUCCUUUCUCUUCAUUUUCAAAGAGGAGCAAGUGUACAUGGCUUCUGAGGGAUACCUGUUUCCCGCACUCUUCUCCAAAAGCUCGCACAUCUACAACCCGUUCAUCUACUUCUACUUCAACCGGAAGUUUCAGCAGGAGCUCCGCCACAUGCUCCAUUCAAUCUGGCCCAAGCUUGGAGGAAAUCGAGUGAGUGUCCACGUCCCCAUCGAAUACCAUUUUCCCAUCCACAUCCAGCUGCAGGAAAGAAGACGCGUCUGGAAGAAGAGCGGUGGUGUGUCUCAGGACAGAACUAACAGCAAAAGCAAGAGCAAAGAACAAGACAAAUGCAUCACCAACAACCAGAAGCAGGUUCAAACCUGCUGGGAAUCAAUGGCGAAAGAAGCCCCCAAGAUUUUGGAAAAUAAUCCUGGAAAAGACACCAAGCCUGUGUCCUUAUGA
Gymnodraco acuticeps is the source of this 1218-nucleotide messenger RNA. It is a transcript of the gene opn8c, whose product is annotated as opsin 8, group member c. Gene Ontology annotation, molecular function: G protein-coupled receptor activity. Gene Ontology annotation, biological process: G protein-coupled receptor signaling pathway. The transcript has 4 exons. The record is from RefSeq and is a predicted model, not a curated record. Gene Ontology annotation, cellular component: membrane. Bases 1 to 1218 code for a protein of 405 amino acids. NCBI's taxonomy places the organism in Eukaryota, Metazoa, Chordata, Actinopteri, Perciformes, Bathydraconidae.